This is a messenger RNA of Phycodurus eques (leafy seadragon), 1718 nucleotides long. RefSeq names its product legumain (gene lgmn). Gene Ontology annotation, biological process: vacuolar protein processing. Lineage: Eukaryota; Metazoa; Chordata; Actinopteri; Syngnathiformes; Syngnathidae. The record is from RefSeq and is a predicted model, not a curated record. The transcript has 14 exons. The coding region runs from base 153 to 1448 and encodes 431 amino acids. Gene Ontology annotation, molecular function: cysteine-type endopeptidase activity.
UAACACUCCGAGCUUGUCGUGAUUUUCGCCGUUUAAGCAACACCGCCGUGCGCCAACCUAGAUAAACCGGGCCGUUGAGUUACUUUCCUCCCCCACAUUCUCUUCGCUCGUCUUCCUGCGUCACCGUGAACUACAGAAACGCAGGCAGGAAAAUGAGUCGUCUUUUGGUAUUCCUGGGGCUCUCCGUCGCCCUGGUGAACUCCUUCCCCAGACAGGAGCCCGAAAACGGGAAGAACUGGGUGGUGAUCGUGGCCGGCUCGUAUUCCUGGUACAACUACAGACAUCAGGCGGACGCGUGCCACGCCUACCAGAUUGUGCAUAAGAAUGGCAUCCCGGACGAGCAAAUUGUGGUCAUGAUGAUGGACGACUUGGCGCAAGAUGACAUGAACCCCACACCCGGCAUCUUGAUCAACAGGCCCAACGGUAGCGACGUGUACAAGGGUGUCCCCAAGGACUACACUACACAAGAUGUCAAUCCGGAAAACUUCCUGGCCGUGCUGAAAGGUGAUUCCUCCAAAGUGAAAGGAGGCUCUGGGAAAGUGUUGAAGAGCGGCCCCAACGAUCACAUCUUUGUUUACUUCACUGACCACGGAGCGCCCGGAAUUCUGGCCUUCCCCGCUGGAGAGCUGCAUGUCAAAGACCUCCAGGAUACCAUUCAUUACAUGCACGACAAUAAGAAGUACAAGAAGAUGGUGCUCUACAUCGAAGCAUGCGAAUCUGGAUCGAUGAUGAGCGAUCUGCCUGACGACAUUGACGUUUACGCCACCACGGCCGCGAACUCCCACGAGUCGUCGUACGCCUGCUACUAUGAUGCAGAACGCGACACCUACCUGGGUGACUGGUACAGCGUCAACUGGAUGGAAGACUCCGAUGUGGAGGACCUGUCCAGGGAAACGCUGUUGAAACAGUUCAGAAUCGUUAAGAGUCACACCAACACCAGCCACGUGCAGCAGUUUGGAAACAAAACUCUGGCCCACAUGAAGGUGGCGGCCUUCCAGGGCACGCGCAAGAGCGGAGGCGUCGCCCCCGACCCGUUGCCUCCCGUCGCCGAACUGGACCUGACGCCGAGUCCCGACGUUCCGCUGGCCAUCCUCAAGAGGAAGCUGAUGGCCUCCAACGACAUCGACAUGUCCCGGGGCUUCCUCUCUGAAAUAGACGCACACUUCAAGGUCAGGGAGAUGCUGGCGGCAACCAUGCGUCAGAUCGCCGAGAAGGUGACUGGUCGAAGUUCCGUGGCCGAAGAGGUGGUCAACGAAAGGCGGGACCUGACGCGGCACCAGUGCUACCGGACCGCCGUGGACCACUACAAACACAACUGCUUCAAUUGGAACAAACCCAAGUACGAGUACGCGCUGAGACAUCUGUACGCUCUAGUCAACUUGUGUGAGAGAGGCUACGCCGCUGACAGUAUCCAGGUGGCCAUGGACUCAGUGUGUUACUUCAAGUGAAAAAAAACCCUCAAAAUAUGAAAGCUUCUUCGUUAUUGUUUUUAUUAACACUUUUUAUGUUUGUCUCCGAAUGUGUAUGUUUGAUUUUAAGAUGAGUUGCACUUUUGAAAAGUUUCUGAAUGACUUUUUUUUUUUUUUUUGAUUGUGUGCUUUUAAAGAGAUUGUGUUUUUUUUAUUCAUGUAUAUGCAUUUUGCUCUCAGCUUUAUUGGUGUGACGCUGCUGAAUGUUUACUGACGCUCCAAUAAAAAAGGUGAAAGACCAAAAACAAA